AUGUCCCGAAUGCCCGUGUUUGGACCAGGCCUUGAGGCGGACUACACAAAGAUAGUCCAGAUUGUAGAGACACAGAUUGAAACGCUGACAUACAAAGUAUGGCGACGCCACGAAGUGAUCGAGAAAUUAGAAGCCCUUUGUCGCGAGCUAGUAUUCCAAGCAACUUGUGAUGAACGCAAGUCUCGCAGUCAUCUUCUUGGAUAUGCGCAAUUCCAACGUUUCUGCAUGACACUCAGACUUUGUUUACCCGAGGCAAUCCUCGUCCUCGAGAGCGACUGGACUAGUUAUGAGAUAAGUAGCCGGGCCUUCGACUGGGAAAGAGAGGAUGUGAUUGAAUAUACGGCGGCUUGUAUCCUUAAGGAGACACUUGUCGCUGCACAGUCAACUGACUGGUAUCUUUGA
Messenger RNA from Penicillium hordei, 402 nucleotides. RefSeq lists its product as uncharacterized. The record is from RefSeq and is a predicted model, not a curated record. The transcript has a single exon. NCBI's taxonomy places the organism in Eukaryota, Fungi, Ascomycota, Eurotiomycetes, Eurotiales, Aspergillaceae. The coding region runs from base 1 to 402 and encodes 133 amino acids.